AAACAAUGAAUGAAUAUUUAGUUAUGGCAAUUGCAGCAGAUUGUAUUAAAAGAUAUUAUGAAAUGAGGAAUAAAGAAGUUUUACUAAGUGUGGGGACUGCUGAAUACGGACCAAGGGUACAACAAGCAAUAGCUGAGAGUGGAUUAUCAGCAAAAGAAUUUUGUGAGAGAAAAAUGAACGAAUAUAAGGAAACUUUAAAUAAUGCCAAGGUUACAUACACGGAUUUCUCACGGAAUACGGAACUAAGGCAUGAAAUUUCUGUAAAUCAUAUUUGG
This is a messenger RNA of Dentiscutata erythropus, 275 nucleotides long. The record is from the annotation of a GenBank genome assembly. NCBI's taxonomy places the organism in Eukaryota, Fungi, Glomeromycota, Glomeromycetes, Diversisporales, Gigasporaceae.